GAGCCGGGGAGAGUUUCUGAGCGACAGGAGAGGGAGAAGGCAGAGGGACCCCAGAGCAGUGCUGUGCCUGAGCUGUCAUACACAGGGCUGGGGGGAGGGGCACUGUUUACAUCAUAUGUCUAAGCUGCCCCAAAGGUUACUAAGUAAGAGACUUACCGUUCUGAAGCUAUUUUAACCCCUUGUUGCCUGUGCAUGCAGAUAUAUUAGGGAGGGCGCGUUUAAUGGGCGGCCAUGCUCCAUGUCUAGAUAGUAAAGUCCUAGCAUUUAGUGUAGAGACCAAGCGGCACGAGAGCUGAGAAGAGGUCGCCCGCCAUGUCUGUGGAGGAUCCGUUUUCCGUGGUCCGGGGGGAGGUGCAGAAGGCCCUCAACACCAGCCGGGGUCUAUACCAGCGAUGGUGCGAACUCCUGCAGGAGAGUCACGUGACCAGUGCGGAAGAAUUCGAUUGGACAACCAACGAACUUCGGAAUUCCCUGAGAAGCAUCGAAUGGGACCUGGAGGACUUGGAGGAGACGAUCAGCAUCGUCGAAUCAAACCAGAAGAAGUUUAAGAUAUCGGAGGUCGAACUGACCGAGAGGCGAGACUUUGUGGAGAAGACGCGGAGUUCCUUAAAGGAAAUGAGGGAUCACAUCUCCAGUCCCAGAGCUCAGAACUUCACAGACCGAAAGAACAGAGAGGCGUUGGGCAUCUCUCACCCCCUGACCUCCGAUCGCUUCUCACGGUUGGACGAUGAGAUCAUCUCGGGAAACUCCCGCUACAUUGAAGAGCAACAAGCACAGCAACAGUUGAUUAUAAAUGACCAGGACGCGAAUCUGGAGUUGGUAUCGGGCAGUAUCCGGGUUCUGAAGAAUAUGUCUGGGAAGAUUGGCGAUGAAUUGGACGAGCAGGCUGUGAUGCUUGAUCAGUUUUCCUACGAGAUGGAUAAUACCCAUAGUCGCAUGGACACAGUCCUCAAGAGGAUGGCCAAAGUGUCGCAUAUGACCAGCGAUCGGCGUCAGUGGUGUGCCAUCGCCGCCCUGGUGGUUGUUCUCUUUAUUGUACUGAUACUGCUGCUCACAUUGCCAUAAUGAAAGGACCCCAGGACGAGAGUGAUCCGAGCAGGCCGGCGCUGUAUACAUGGAGACUGCAAGUUACAAAUGAGGACAGAAUGUGCCCCUCUGUCAGGUGCCAAGCGUUUGCCCCUCACUGCUGAUCUGUACUGUGCUUAAUACAGUUUUUUAAAUCAAUUUUUGACAAAUUGUUUUGUGUGUUUGGUUAUGUCAUAUAUUAAGUUAAAAACUCGACUUUGGGGCGACAGAUAAAGGUCUCUGACUGCUGUCCUGUAAUCAAGGAGCCGGAUCUAACUUCAGGAUCGGCCAUCACUAGCUAAUCCGCAGCGGUCGGACACCCCGGAUCAACCGCCGAUCAGCCCUCUGUUUGAUGGAAGUUAGACCCAGAACUACACAGCCUUGUAGAAAGACCCCUGCAUGGCUCGAAAAGUUGCAGGUUAGGCUACAUUCAGACGACCGGUGUGUUCUGCGGAUCUGCAAAAACGCGGAUACCGGCUGUGUGCGUUCC
Molecule: messenger RNA, 1555 nt
Organism: Bufo bufo (common toad)
Lineage: Eukaryota; Metazoa; Chordata; Amphibia; Anura; Bufonidae
Gene: STX10
Product: syntaxin 10
Exons: 8
Coding region: 313-1065 (250 amino acids)
Biological process (GO): Golgi vesicle transport
Cellular component (GO): membrane
Source: RefSeq, a predicted model, not a curated record